This is a messenger RNA of Aspergillus ibericus CBS 121593, 2706 nucleotides long. Its product is annotated as acetyl-CoA synthetase-like protein. NCBI's taxonomy places the organism in Eukaryota, Fungi, Ascomycota, Eurotiomycetes, Eurotiales, Aspergillaceae. Gene Ontology annotation, molecular function: phosphopantetheine binding; catalytic activity. The transcript is spliced from 3 exons. Gene Ontology annotation, biological process: amino acid activation for nonribosomal peptide biosynthetic process; secondary metabolite biosynthetic process. The record is from RefSeq and is a predicted model, not a curated record. Gene Ontology annotation, cellular component: cytoplasm. The annotation marks the transcript as partial.
AAUGCCCCCGCCAUCUGCGCCUGGGAUGCCGAUCUCACGUACCGGGAACUCGAUCAGUUGGCCACCAAGUUAGCCACUCAGCUGGUAUACAGUGGGCUCCGGCCCGGCAUGCUGGUUCCCUUGUUGUUCGAAAAGUCCGCCUAUACUCACGUGGCCCAGCUCGCGGUUCUCAAGGCGGGAGGUGCAUUCACGACCCUCCCAGCGGAUCUGUGUCCGGCGCGGAUUGAGUUGAUUGUGGGACAGUUAGCACCUGAAGGGAGCGCUCAUCUGGCUCUCGGACUGUGUUCUCCGUCGUUGACCAAGAUAUUGGCGCCACUGGUGUCCCGGGUCAUUCUGGUGGACGAGGCAACCAUGGCAGGAACUCCACAAAGGCCGGAUAUCGGAGACAUUCAGGUGCAACCUCACGAUCCCGCCUACGUGAUAUUCACCUCAGGCACCUCUGGGAUCCCCAAAGGGGUGGUGGUGGAGCAUCGCAACAUCUGCAGCUCCUGCCGCUACUUUGGCAGGGAGGCAAUGGCGCUGCACCGACCCGGAGUCCGACACUCUCAAUUCCUCUCCUACGCGUUUGACGGUUCUAUCCAUGAGAUCUUCUACACCCUCGCCAAUGGGGGCUGUCUGUGUGUCCUCUCGGAAGAUGAACGCUUGAACGAUAUUGCCGGGGCCAUGACCCGCAUGGGAGUCACCCAUGCGAAAUUUACCCCAUCCAUUGCCGCACAACUCGCACCGGAGGACUUUCCAACCCUGCAGCAGCUCUUCCUCGGUGGCGAGCCACUCACCGCGGCCAGUGUCGAUCGCUGGCGCCCGCGGGUCGAGGUGUGGAAUAACUACGGCCCUGCGGAAUGUACCGUGCAGUCGGCCGUCAUCAGCUGUGCAGACUCGAAAUGGGCUUCGGAAGUGGUUGGCCAGGCGGGAGCCAGUCGCUGUUGGGUCGUCGACCCCAGCAAUCCCCAUCGCCAGCUACCCCGGGGAUGCAUCGGCGAGAUCGUGGUGGAAGGCCCUAACGUCUGUCGCGGCUACCUGCGGAAUCCGACGGACACCCACCACGCCUUUGUCCAAGGACUCUCCUGGGCUCCAUCGCGACGCUUCUACCGCACCGGUGACAUGGGGUAUCUGGAUUCCUACGGGCUCUUGACCGGCGCCGGUCGCAAUGACGAUCAGGUCAAGAUCAACGGGCAACGCAUUGAAUUGGGCGAGGUGGAGACCCGCCUCCAGUCGGUGCUACCGGCCAAUUCACGCGGAGUGGUGGACGUGGCGAACCCGCACGGCCGGGGCAAGGUCCUAGUGGCUUUUAUCCAGCUAUCUGCCCGGAGCGGUCCUGGAUCCGUUGAGCAGUUGGAAGGUCGGAUUCGAAAGAGCCUGGUCAAGGUGCUCCCGCCAGCGUUUGUUCCCUCGCGGAUCUUCCAGGUGGAGGAGAUUCCCAUGGGCGCGACGGGGAAAACAGACCGCAAGACCUUGCGCCGACUGGCCGACGAGCUGUUGACUGACUUGUCGGACCAGAUCCCAGCACCAUGCGACAUGGCUCUCAUUCAAUCGGUGGACGUGGGGGAGAAACGGCGCGUGCUCCAGCAGAUGUGGGCCGAUACCCUACAAGUGCCGGUGGAAACCCUACAUUCCCACUCCGACUUCUUCUUCUUGGGGGGAACCUCCUUGUUAGCAAUGCGUCUGACUGCCCUGGCCCGCAAGCAAUCCUGGGAUCUGAGUGUGCAGAAGAUCUUUGCCCACCCGAUCCUGAAUGCUACCCUCCGCCAGCAGAUCAAAUCCGAGCUUCUGCAGCCCUCCCAGCCUCUGAGCCAGUUCCACCUGUUAUGCGAUGAGUCUAGCUCUCACACCCUGAUCUGGACCCAGCAAACUGGCUACGACCUCGAUGAUCUGGAGGACGUCUUUCCCGUCACUGCCUAUCAAAAAGCAACCUUUCUAGACUCUCUCCGCACCCCCGGCACCUGUGUCCUGCAGACUCGAUAUCGCCUUCCGGAAACCCUCAACCUCCAGCAAUUCCACCACGCCUGGCAGCAAGUCUGCCAACGAUUCCCCUGCCUCCGAACCCGACUCAUCCGCCUCGACAACGGGGACAUCCUACAAGCCAUCAUCCCCCAACCCACCCCCCUCCAAACCCUCCACUGCACCACCCUCGACGACCUCCACCCCCACCCCCACCACUCCAUCCAAACCAUGACCCACCCCGGCGCCCCCUUGAACACCGGCCUCCUCGCCCACAUCAACCACGAAACCCACUUCAUCUGGACCCUCCACCACGCCAUCUUCGACGGCCCAACCCUACACCACAUCCGGCGCGCCCUCCUCCAAGCCUACCACAACACCCCCUGGACACACCACCCCGCCCCGUUCCCAGAAUACAUCCACUUCCUCCACACCAUCCCCACCACCCCCGCCACGCACUUCUGGACCCGAUACCUCAAGAACUCCCACCCCAGCGUCUUUCCCCCGCACCCCUAUCCCCGUUACCUCGUCCGCCCGCACACCACCCACCGCCUCACCCUCCCCUUCCCCCAAACCCUCCCCCAAUCCCAUCACUCAAUCACAACCGCAACCCUCCUCCACGCCACCUGGGCCCUCACCCUCGCCUCCUUCACCCGCACCACCGACAUCACCUACCAACACCUGCUCAGCGGCCGCACCGCCCCCACCGACCACAUCGAUCAGAUCGCCGGGCCCACCAUCGCGCUCGUCCCCGUACGAAUGAACCUC